Messenger RNA from Naegleria gruberi, 2570 nucleotides. RefSeq lists its product as uncharacterized. Bases 1 to 2538 code for a protein of 845 amino acids. The record is from RefSeq and is a predicted model, not a curated record. The transcript is spliced from 2 exons. Lineage: Eukaryota; Heterolobosea; Eutetramitea; Acrasida; Naegleriidae.
AUGCAGAAAGUUAUUUUCCUAUUGCUGGUUCUGAUAUUUAUGCUUGUGAAAGAGCAAGCUCACGCGUAUUCGAAUGUUUAUUCUGUCAAGAAUACUGUGCAAUCAUUUUGUUUCUCUCCCAACGGACUUUCUCUCUAUCUAGCAUCGCAAGAUAACGCUAUUCGAAAGAUGGACGAAAUUCACCAUAAUCACAUUCAAGCAGUUGCUUGUGAUCCUAUGGCACAUUCUGGUUACAGCGGUGAUGACAGCGAUGCCAUGUUGGCUGGCUGCCAUCUGUCAAACAAGCAAGGAAGCUUGCAAGUUUUGUAUGGAAAAGUUUAUUUUGUUAAUGGCUUGGCGUUGAGAAUGGUUGAUGAACAAGAAGGUAUCAUGAAGACUAUUCUUGAAGAUGACAUUUCAUCCAUGUAUGUGAAUGACUAUGAAGAAAUUAUUUAUGCCUCUGGUAAUUCGAUUAAGAAACUUUCGGAUGGUUUCGUCCAAGUUUUAGCAGGUGGAUCAGAAUGUAUUGGUGAUCAAGAUGGAUUAUUCAUGAAGGAAAGUUGCGUUUCACCAACACAUGUUGUUCAAGACGAAAGAUCUGAAGGAGUAAUUUACUUUUACGAUGAAAAGUUAAAAGUCAUUAGAAAAAUCAAAGACGAAAUUGUUACCACAGUUCCAGGAACCAGUGGAUUUUCAAUCUUUGACGUAAAACAUGGAAUGGUCUAUUGUUCAAAUGGUAAAUUGAUCAAGAAAAUUCAACAUGAUGGAACUUUCCAAAUUUUGAAUGGAAUUCCAACAAAGUCUACAAUUUCCAUGCUUAAAAUUUCACCGGAAUGGAGUGAAGAUGAAGUUUAUUUCAUUUCUCAAAAUGGAGAUCUCCAAAAAAUCAAUUAUCUUGGAAAAUUGGAAACAAUUAUUUCCAAAUCAGUUUUCAAACCUAAAUUUUAUAGAACUAGAACAAUUUUACAACAAUUUGAAUAUAAGGGAAAUAAUAAUACUUGUUUCUAUUAUUGUAAUGGAACAACCAAUGGUACUGUUAAUGGAAAUAGUUCAAACUUUGGAAACAAUACUUUUGGUAAUAACACAUUUGGUAAUAAUACAUUUGGUAAUAAUACUAAUGGAAAUGAAACAAAGCCAAAUAAUGACAGAAUUGACUAUUAUCCAACUCCAAUUCUUCAAUCACAGGUUUCUGAAGAUGGAUCUGGUGUUAGAUUUGUAAUUACAUUUGGUAAAUCGGCUGCGUACACUCAUCGUUUAUUCUAUGUCCAGGAUUCGAAAUAUGACACGAAACUUUGUAAGAAUACCUAUUUAGAAAGAGCCAUUCCAAUGACUCGGUUAGAAUCUUCAGAUAUUACACUAACUCAAAACUAUUCUACCAAUUACAUUCCAUUAGCUAAUUUAAUUAACAAUACUUCAGUUGAUAAGAAAUUGACAGCUGACUAUUUACAAUUAACUAUUAAUUUGGCUUUGGAAUAUAUUGACAAUGAGGGUGAAUUUAAUGGAGGAUUCUGUAGAGCUUAUAUUUACAAAACUUCACAAGUUAUUAAUGUGUUUUAUUCCACCAACAUUAUUUCAUCACUUUCUGUCAAUAAGUUACUGGACUAUUCCUAUAAUAUUUAUCCUCAACUUGUUACAACAGAUAGUAACAGUGGUGCUGGUAGUUUAAUUGUUGAGCUCAUGUUAGAAACUAGCAAUCUCUCACUUAUUCAAUUCACAUUCCAAAACUCUACAAAUCCAAACAGCAAUUUCAUAAUCAAUAAUGUCGAAUAUCAAUUCCAAUCAAAAUCAUUCAAAUAUUGGAAGAUUUCCAUGAAAACUGCUUCAAAGGCUUUUGAUUUCACAGGAACCUCACUCUUCUACUCUAAAUUUGAAUCAACCAGAGGAUAUAUUUUCAAUGAUUACAUUCCACUCGUCAUUAAUUAUCAAAUUGCAAUUCCUCCAGAAGAAAAAAACACAACUGUGAAAUAUUCGCUAUCUCUCUCUGGAAAUGACUUGGUACCAAAGUCUUCAUUCGCCCUUGGUGAUUCAAUCUUUGUAAGAAUGACAGCUCAAUUCAGUUAUGGAACUUACAAGUUGAGAGCCAAGUCAGCUGUCUUGUGUUGCAUGAAGGAGUUUAGUCCUGCACCAAUUUAUGAUCCUUCCAAAAAUUUAUUUGGAUGCUCCACCUAUGAUUCUAACACAAUGGAUGUUUGGAAAUCUCUCUAUUCAGGAUUUGUUUCAAAUUCUCAAAUGGAAAUUGUAGAAUUCCCAUCUCCAGAAAGUACUCACAUUUUCAAUUUCAAACUCAAAUAUGAUUAUUUCCCUGUGAGAAGUAGUUCUUACACUGCUGCUUGUUAUAUUCAAACAACUGGUGGAUUAAAGGAACCUAAUUCUAGAGAGAUUCAUUCUGAAAGUUAUCCAGAAACUGAAGUUCAUCCAUUGAGUGUCAUUAUUCCAGAAAGUACUCAACCAAAACCUAUUACUUCUACCAAGACUGUAUCAUCUGUCAAUUCUUUGCACAGUUUCAAUUUGAUGAUGGUUUUAUUAUCACUUUUAAUUGGUCUCUUUAUCAUUUAUUAAGAAUAAUGAAUAAAUAAUCUUUGAAUUAUUCU